Molecule: messenger RNA, 717 nt
Organism: Malassezia pachydermatis
Lineage: Eukaryota; Fungi; Basidiomycota; Malasseziomycetes; Malasseziales; Malasseziaceae
Product: tim17-domain-containing protein
Exons: 1
Coding region: 1-717 (238 amino acids)
Biological process (GO): protein import into mitochondrial matrix
Cellular component (GO): mitochondrial inner membrane; TIM23 mitochondrial import inner membrane translocase complex
Molecular function (GO): transmembrane protein transporter activity
Source: RefSeq, a predicted model, not a curated record
AUGUGGCCGUUUAGCUCAAACAAGGAAAGCGCUACGCCGGUCGUCGCGCCUGCGCAGCCGGUGACGACGACAACGACGGAGCCACUUGAUAACAACCCAACGGACUACUUGCGCUCACACGCGUUUGAAAAGCAGAGCGCGAGUGCCCCAGCCCCUGGCGCCGAAGAGGCACCGACAGCGGCUGCACUGCUGCGCCAUACCGCACUCGACCCGGCGAAAUUGCACCCUUUCGCGAAUAUCAAGGACGACUUGGAGUACCUGGACAUUGAAGACGACAGGCCCAACUCGAUCGAGGGCGCUCGGACAGCGCUGCCUUCGCGUGGCUGGAGCGAUGACUUGUGUUACGGCACAGGUACCACGUACCUCGGUGGCCUCAUGGUCGGUGGCCUCAUGGGCCUGCGUGAGGGCAUGACACGCCCCCUUGGCAUUGAGUCGCCCACAUUCCGUCUGCGCAUGAACGCCGUGCUCAACCAGGUGAGCCGCCGCGGCACGUUUAUCGGUAACAGCGCUGGCGUAAUUGCGCUUACAUACAACAUCUUUGACGCAACGAUCGACGCCGUUCGUGGCGUCCACGAUAUCUAUGGCAGCCUGGCUUCAGGCGCACUCAGCGGCGCCUUGUUCCGCUGCACGUCCGGCCCACGGGCUAUGAUGGUCUCCAGCUCAUUGAUGAUGGCAUUCGCUGCGACAUGGACGUUGGCGAAGCAGUCGUUGCUAUAA